Messenger RNA from Culex pipiens pallens (northern house mosquito), 3051 nucleotides. Its product is annotated as E3 ubiquitin-protein ligase LRSAM1-like. Gene Ontology annotation, molecular function: protein binding. The coding region runs from base 511 to 2730 and encodes 739 amino acids. The record is from RefSeq and is a predicted model, not a curated record. NCBI's taxonomy places the organism in Eukaryota, Metazoa, Arthropoda, Insecta, Diptera, Culicidae. The transcript has 7 exons.
GUGCGAUUCUUAUUUUUCAUCUCGUCAGAACAGAGAAAGAAAAUAGAGCAAAAAAAAGUGCAGAACCAUUCACACUCGAAAAAACGGGGGGAUCAUUAUUAAUAAUUAUGCUCAGUUCGCGACAUUCGGAGGUGGUGCCAAGUUCGUAGAAGUGUCGAGUCCUUCCUUUUUAGUUUUGUGUACGAUGUUGUCCUGACCCCAGCAAGUUCGAAAGUCCAAGAGUACUAGAUAAUCCAGCCAGCAAAACAUUGCAGUAAAACUCUGCGGAUAUGCUUGAUUGACACUCCACCAGAGUCAGAGCUGCACAGUAAUGGACUUUGUUUGAAGCGUGUGUUUGUAGUGUUGAGCUAAUAGAGUUCUUUGAUAUUUUGUUAUUACGCGAAAGUAGUGUUUUACAUUGUGUGUAGAGGGUUCAGGUCAGGUGAAGUCCCGCGGUUUCCCACAGUUAGCGAAGGAUUAGUCAUUCUUCUUGAGUAGGGUAGAGUAUUGUAGAGCAAGUGCUGUCCUUUUAUGGGUUGUCGCAUUUCGUCCUCGAACAAUGAGAAUUUCGCUCCAUCGACCAACAAGAUCGACCUCAACGCAGCGGACGAGAUGGAUCCGACCGAUCAGCAGCCAACUCUGCAGACCUCGGUGGACUACAAAGCGCGCCUAGAGCGAAAGCAGUGUCUGGCUAAGGAAACCCCCGAACCGGUGUACGAUUUGGCGGAAUGCAACCUGAAGGACGUCCCACCGGGAGUGUUCAUCAUGUGCAAGGUACUGCGCAAAGAGCUGCUUUCGCUGGCAAACAAUAGGCUAACUUCACUCACCGGAGGAGGAGCGCUGGCUGACCUGCAGCUGCUGGUGACGCUCAACUUGACCAGCAAUCGGUUCCGCAAGCUACCGGAGGAGAUUGGGACGCUGCAAAAUCUCAGGGAACUUCUACUAGCCAACAACAAUUUAGAGCGACUCCCAGUUCAGAUCAACCGCCUACAAAAGCUACAGCUGCUGGACCUGUCCUCGAACAAUCUAACUACAAUCGACCAGCUAUCGUUCAUGGCCAAUCUGCGAAUACUGAACGUCUGUGGGAACCCCCGGCUCACGAAACUCCCCAAUCAGCUCGCAACAUGUGAUAAUCUUGUAGACUUAGUACUCGACCCCAACACCAUCGUCGAACCCCCUCCGGAAGUCAUCGAAGCCGGAACCUACGCCAUCGUCAAGUAUCUAUCAACCGGAGAGCUGCUCAUCGGUCGACCACCACCGCAAGACCAGCACGACUCCCGCGCCAAAACCAGCACAAUCAACUUUAUCAACAGCGAACGGGACGACCAGCGGGCCGCCGAGUUUGCCCGCGAAAAACACCAAAAAGAGAAGCAACUCCUCGCCCAGGAACGUCUAGCGUACGAGAAAGACUACCUAGCCGAGAGCAAACUCCACGAGCAACACCAGCGCAAAAAGCAACAACUGCUCGAGCAGCUUCUCCACCAACAGAACCACGAAUCCGUCGGAUUCACCCGACUCCAAGAGGAGAAACAAUCCGAGCGCCAGCGCCUCAUCAACGACAUCCUAAAAGACGAACUACAUUCCAGCCAACUCGUCGACAACCUCCUAUCCCUCAAGAACGGCCCCGACCCCACCUUCCUCGAGCGCGAACGCCAAGAUCAGCAGCACCUGCUCGAGCAGCUACGCGUCCAGCAGAACGACCUGCGCAAACAGGAAAUCCUCACCGCCAUGACCGACCUGCUCGAGAACGAAAUCAACGUCAUUCAGAAUUUCCACAACCAGCGCGACCAAUCGUCGCGCACCAUCCUCGAGCAGGAGUACGAAACGAACAACCUGCUGAACAACGUCUUUCUCAACUACGAUCGCAACCGGCAGGAAAUCAUCGAUCAGGUCAACUGCGACGAAGACAUUCAAAAGUCGGCGGUGGCGGCGCUUAUCGCGCGAAACGACUCCCGAACCUGGGGCCUCGUGGAGCAGGUUCGAAUCGUCGAGAGUCAGCUGGCGGCGCUGACGACGUACGAGAUCGACCGGAAGAAGAUCAACCAGGACGAUCAGAUUAACCACCUUUCGGAACAGAGAAUCAAUCUAACCUACGUACUGAUGGAUUUGCUCAAACAACAGGACCAACGGAAGCACCAGCUUCUCGACACGCUCAAAAUAAUCGAACGCCAGAAGGAGGGCGAGCAGACGGACUUUUGGCUGCUGCAGUACCAGAAGCUGCUGGACCACCAACCCGUCGAAAUCACCCAGGACAGCGCCUCGAUCGACCCGAUCCUGGGCUAUCAAUUCCUCGAGAACGGCGUCGUACACUGUCUGCCCUUCCUGUCCAAAAUCUGGCAGAACCGCGACAAGGAACUGUCCAGCGUUACGGAUGGCGAUCUGCUCGAAGCAGGUGUUCAAAAUCCGACCGACCGACGGGCCAUUUUGGCCUCGAUUGGCAGCUAUUACGACUAUCUGAACCGACGGAUCGAGUUCCCUGAGGGCGAUACGAGCCCGGAGACGCCUACGGCACCGACGGAGGACCAGCCGGAACAACCGGCACCAAGUUGUCCACCGGAGGACGGGGCUGGGGUCAGCGGAGGAGCGGCGAUUCAGUUUGCCGAGUGCGUCAUUUGUAUGGAAGAAACGGUUCAAGUUAUCUUCUUGCCUUGCGGUCACAUGUGCUGCUGCUCCGGAUGUCACACGGAAAUCCGCGACUGUCCCAUGUGCCGUGCGUACAUCGAGCGCAAGAUUAAGGUCAUUCAACCGUAAUGGGUGAGGCGUGUAGUAACGUAUUUACUUUAGUCAAAUUAAAGGACGCAAAGCAAUCGUUUGUUAUCGAAACAAAACAACAACAACAACAAAAUCAGAAAGGCAUUGCAUGUUAUAACUCAUCAAUAUAUCGCCUUCGAAACACACUUUGAGGUGUAAAAACACCCGAAAUACCAAAAACAUAAAAUCUACUAAAGUUUAUAUACGCAUAUUAAGCUGCACGGCGAAAAGUUCGAAACUUUACACGAAGCAACAAAAAAAACUCCAAAAACUACACUUUUGAAGCUAUCUGAUUCAUUCCCACAGCACAACAUGAGUAAA